Molecule: messenger RNA, 1119 nt
Organism: Micromonas pusilla CCMP1545
Lineage: Eukaryota; Viridiplantae; Chlorophyta; Mamiellophyceae; Mamiellales; Mamiellaceae
Exons: 3
Coding region: 1-1119 (372 amino acids)
Molecular function (GO): protein binding
Source: RefSeq, a predicted model, not a curated record
AUGGGGAUGGACGGGUGGCAGACGCGCGCGACGUCGGCGGCGAAGGACGAGACGUUGGUCGCCGUGCACUGCCCCGCGCCGUCGCACGAUCGAGACGCCGCGUUGGAAGCGCUCAGCGUUCGCGUCCCCGCGGGCGUCGACGAGGAGCGGUUGUAUCAUCACUGGGACGGCCCGUCCGAGUUCACGAAGACGGCGCACGGGUUGCGCGGGUGGGUCGGCGAGGACGAGAACGGGGACGCGAUAGACGAAGCGGCGGCGGAGGCGAACGCGGACGCCGCGCGGCCGCGACGGUUGGAAAAUCUGUUGACGGCGCAGAGGGAGCGCGACCACGAGUACACGCUGUACGCCACGGGCGCCGGCGGUUCCGGUUCGAUCCCCGGCCCGUCGGACUACGCGUCCGGGUUCGAAGUGCGGACGAUCCCGCACGACGACCCGCGCGUCGCGCUGCGACGAAAACACGGCGCGUUCGCGACGAGGCGCUGGGACGCGUUUGAGAUCGUCGCGCCGUACGCCGCGGUGGUGUCGACGCGGGAAGAGUUCGAGGACGCGUGCGCCGACGCGUCGUUCGACGUCGCGAACCGUCGCCGAUCGUACGCGGUCACGACGGAGACGGAGAUUCAAACCUCGCCGGGCGCCGCGCCGACGCCGCUGGUGUUUUGCGCCGCGGACGCGCGACGCGCGAACCCGAUGCGAUGCGUGAACGACCCCGCCGUCGACCCGACGCGAAAGGACGCGUCGCGGUGGGGCGCGCUCCGCGCGCACGCGUUUAAAGAGGCCAACUGCCAAAUCAUCGAGAGCGUCGAUCGAUGGGGGUGGCCGCGCCUGCGCGUGAUGACGACGCGCGAGCUGCACGUCGGCGACGAGUUUCUGAUGUCGUACGGCAGGGAGUACUGGGGGUUCGAGAAGCGAACGACGGAGGCGACGGAGACGAUGCGCGACGUGGCCGACGCGGCGGAGGCGGAGGCGCUUCGAUCCGCGGCGGCGAAGAGAGCCGCGGGGGGGUGGCGGUCCAAGUCGAAGAGCGCGAAGGCGGCGCGGUCGCCGAACGCGAUCGAGAGGGAGGACGCGCGGCGGGUGAUUCGCAAGGCGCGGGGCGAGGUCGCGUGGGACCAAGAGUGA